This is a messenger RNA of Nylanderia fulva, 1625 nucleotides long. It is a transcript of the gene Fnta, whose product is annotated as farnesyl transferase alpha. Gene Ontology annotation, cellular component: protein farnesyltransferase complex; cytoplasm; CAAX-protein geranylgeranyltransferase complex. Lineage: Eukaryota; Metazoa; Arthropoda; Insecta; Hymenoptera; Formicidae. The record is from RefSeq and is a predicted model, not a curated record. Gene Ontology annotation, biological process: protein farnesylation; protein geranylgeranylation. Gene Ontology annotation, molecular function: CAAX-protein geranylgeranyltransferase activity; protein farnesyltransferase activity.
UCUUUAGUCUUUAUACGUCAUAUCGGGUUUCAGCUGUCAGCUGAUAAAUAUAUACAUCUUUUUUCAUCUUUUUCUUUUUGCAUCAAUGUGCAUUUUACGUACAUUUUCUAUUUUAUUCCGAAAACAAUGAUAAAACACAUAUUUACAAAGAUUUGAUGUCAUUUGAUAAUAGUAUUUGAUGUGUAUGUCUUUAAAUAUGUAUCUUUAGAAGAAUAUAGAGUGCGAAGUGUUUAGGAGAGGUUAAAACUCAUUAAACAACUCUCGUGUGCGAUCUCAUUUUUUUUUUUACAAUAUUAAAGCAGAGCAUGUCGGAUAGUUCUGACGACGAAUUAAAUUGUGGUGAUAAUCACGAAAAAACGCCGUGGAUUUUGUAUAAAGACCGCGAUGAAUGGAGUGACGUGACUCCUUUACCCCAGGAUGAUGGACCUCAUCCUGUUGUAGCAAUUGCAUAUUCCGAAAAGUUCAAGGAUGCCUAUGAUUAUUUCCGUGCCAUUCUGAAGUCAGGUGAAAAGUCAGAGCGUGCAUUAGCUUUAACAGAAGCCUGUAUAUGGCUUAAUCCAGCUAAUUAUACUGUAUGGCAAUACAGAAGAGAGAUCCUUAAAGCUUUGGCAAAGAACUUACAGGAGGAAUUAAAGUAUACAGAUCGUAUGAUAAAAUAUAAUUCUAAAAAUUAUCAAGUUUGGCAUCAUAGAAAAGUCAUCGUUGAAUGGUUGCAAGAUCCUAAUGAAGAAUUAGCAUUUAUAGAAAGUGUUUUAUGUAAGGAUGCGAAGAAUUAUCAUGCUUGGCAACACCGUCAAUGGUGCAUACAAACUUUCAAUUUAUAUGACAAUGAAUUGGAAUAUGUAGAACAAUUGUUAAAUGAUGAUGUUCGUAACAAUUCUGCUUGGAAUCAGCGAUAUUUUGUCAUAAGUAAUACAACUAAUUUUGAACAAGAAGUGAUAAAUAGGGAAGUUGAUUUUGCACUGGAAAAAAUAGAACUAUCAAAAGGAAAUGAGAGUGCUUGGAAUUACUUAAGAGGAAUACUGUUACAUGAUAGCAAAGGCUUAGGUUAUAAUGAAAAAGUAAGACAUAAAUGUGAAGAAAUGUAUAAAGAAGGAUGCCGCACCAAUCAUUUGUUGGCCUGUAUAAUUGAUAUUUGUCAAGAGAAAUGUUCAUCUGAUGAAACCCCAUUUUCUUUGUUUCACAUUAAUUCUGCAUAUGAACUUUGCAAGGAUUUGUCAAAGAAAUAUGAUACAAUAAGAUGGCGAUACUGGAAUUAUGUGGCUAGUCAGCUAAAGAUAAAAUUGAAAACAGAACCUUAAAAUUAAAAAUUAGAACAAUCCUACACCGUAAAUUGUUCAAAUUUUAGACAAUGUUUAUAUAUGUCAAUCUAUAUGGUUGAUACAUCUUGGCCUCAUCAUCGCCUCUUUAUCUAUACAAAUUUGUAUAAUAAUAAAAUGUUCUCAGAGUAAUUUGCACAAUUGGUAUAUAAAAUAAAAGUAUCUUUAUCUGGAAAUGAAAUUAGGGUUUGUUAACUUGUCAAAAUUAUGUUAUGUAAAAUUUAAUAUCACUUUGAGAUGUAUUAUACCAAUGAGAUGUAUUAUACCAAUAUUGUUAAUUUAAAUAAAAUGACGUGCAUUACUUUU